This is a messenger RNA of Xyrauchen texanus (razorback sucker), 4234 nucleotides long. Its product is annotated as piggyBac transposable element-derived protein 4-like. Lineage: Eukaryota; Metazoa; Chordata; Actinopteri; Cypriniformes; Catostomidae. The transcript is spliced from 5 exons. The record is from RefSeq and is a predicted model, not a curated record. Bases 518 to 1942 code for a protein of 474 amino acids.
AAUUAUCGCGCUGAAAACAAACACAAUUGAUUUUGUUUUCCUUUAAUUUAGCUUCCACACUCUUUACAUACGUGAGAUUUAUUUUUAGUUAUGUUUUUUAAGUUUCGUGGUUACACUUCGAUCAUGAUAGUUACUAGCAGUGCAGCCAGUAGGCUUUCACUGAAGUAUCUUCUUUGUCUCGCGCGUCUAAAGACACUGAAGCGCGUGUCGAAAUUGAUGUAAUCGACAAUCAUAAAACCCCCGGAAAUACAUGUAAUUUCGUAUUUGAUUCUGUUGCCAAAAGUUUGGACAUUUUAUAUAAAUUUGUAUUUAAAAAAAAAAAAACGUAUAAAGACAAGAUUAUUGGAUGAAAAUAGAUUCUUUCAAACUCAAUGAUCCAUCCCAUCACUAGUUUACCGUUAAAAUAACCAAAAGCGACUUAAAUAUAGAAAAACAAUAUAUAAGCUGUAACCGCAACACACGCACUGUACCCUAAAACAUCGUUUGAACGGCAAUUAUUCAACAGCAAACAUCUGCGAUGGAUUCAAAGAAAGAUGCUAACGGCGUGGAGGAAGUGACAGGCAGUAGUGAUGAAGACCUUAAUGUUUCUGAUGAAGAAAGUGUGGACACCACAACAGAGUAUAUGUUCAUUGAUGGUCUUGACCCCGUUCUGGAUCGACCAUCAACUGACAUUGACUCUCUAGAGGAGGACUGGGAUUCAGAUGCCAGCUUACAGCAGAGAAAACGAUUCCGUCUGUCAUCCACAUCUGUUGACCCUGCUGCUGAAGGAAGUGGCGAUUCCUUGUCAGAGGUUUUCUCUGGGGUCUCUAAAGAAAGGUGGCAUAGCACAGAUGAGGAUGACGUUGAACCACCUCUUCCAGUCUUCUCACCUGUCCAAACACCUGGACCAAAGCGUUUACCCAAGUCAUGCAGCAGUCCUCUGCAGUUUUUUGAACUGUUCUUUUCAAAAUUCCUGAUGCAAAAAAUUGUAGGGUACACAAAUAUCUAUGGCACUAAGUGCAAGGAUAGAAAGAGAGAGAUAUGGCACUACGUUUGUGUGAAUGACUUGAAGUCAUUCAUAGCAAUUGUAAUUUAUAUGGGUCUGGUGAAGUGCUCUUCACUGAAAGACUAUUGGAGGGAGUCAGAGUACUUCAGUCUGUCCUUUCCUGCACAAAUCAUGUCUUACCAGAAAUUCCAGGCAAUCUCCAGUGCUCUACAUCUAAGUAAUACCAAGGAAGAUGAGAGGAAUGAUUUGAAGAGGGGAACAUCAACCUAUGAACGGCUGGGUAAAAUUCAGUCGCUAUAUCAAAUCAUUAGAGAUGUCUGCAAGAUCUAUUUUCAUCCCUUUCAAAACAUCACCAUAGAUGAAAGAAUGGUGACAUCACAGGCUAGAACGGGACUCAAACAAUGCAUGAAAAAACAGUCUACAGAUAGGGGGUACAAGCUCUUUGUCCUGGCAGACUGCAGCAGUGGCUAUGUUUGGGAUUUCUUUGUUUACGAGGGAAAGUCAAGUGCAUCACAGAGUGAGGGGCUGAGUUAUGAGUCAGUGAUGGCAUUGGUGGAUGAAAAUAUGUUGGGCACUGGAUACAAGCUUUUUGUUGACAAAUUUUACACAAGCCCCACUCUCUUCAGAGACCUCCUCUGUAAAGAUAUCUGGGCUUGUGGCCCUAUUUGGGCAAACAGGAUAGGUUUCCCAAAAAACACUGUGAACAGAUUGCCAUGGAACACACCACGUGGCAGCAUACGUUGGAUUAGGGACAACGAGCUGCUGUUUGUUGAGUGGAAAGAUGCACGGGAAGUGCAAAUGUGUUCCUCCUACCAUAAAGCCUAUGGAGGCGACACUGUGCCGAGGAAGGUGAAGGGAGAAGAUGGACUUCGGACCCUUGUUGAUGUCCCCAUCCCAGCUGCAGUGUUGGACUACAACAGUGGAGCCAAUGAAUCAUUUGAAGCUUAUUCCAGUUGAAGACAUCUUAUCAAACUAGUGAGCAGUGACGAGGAACACUUUGAUAAAUCUGACCAAGAAAGUAUGGACAGCACAGCAAUUCUAUUCUAGAUUGGCUUUCAACAGACAAAGACUCAAGGAAGACUGGGAUUUAGAGGCCAGUGGACCACAGAGGAUGAGAUCCUAUUGGUCUUCCACAUCAGUCCAAACACAAAACUUUAAAACACAUGAGUCCUCAAGAGGAGGCACACUCUCCUGCCAAAUUAUGUGGCAGUAAGAGAGAGACAAAGUCUGGAAUCUCAAAGGAGAGAUGGCAAAGUGUAGAUGAGGAAGAUGUUGAACCACCUCAUCAUGCCUUUACACCUGUCCAAACACCUGGGCCAAUGUGUGCAUCCAUUUUAUAUAGCAGUCCUUUGCAGUUUUUUCAACUGUUCUUUUCGAACUCUGUGCUGCAGACAAUUGUAAAGCACACAAAUACACACAGUGCCAAAUGUCCACAGUACAAGCAGUGGCAGGACAUUUCUGUGAAAGACUUGAAGUCCUUCCUGGCACUUGUUCUUUACAUGGAUCUGGUGCAGUGCUCUUCAUUGAUGGACUGUUGGAGGAAGUCCUGGUUCACUAUUCUAUUUCCUGGAACGAUCAUGUCUUGCAGGAGAUUUCUAUCAAUCUCCAAUGCUCUUCACCUCAGUGAUCCCAAGGAAAAUGAGGAGAACACUAAAAAAGUGGGAACUUUAUCUUAUGAUUGCCUGGGUAAAGUCAAACCACUGUACCAAGGCUUUAGGGAGGCCUGUAAAACCUGUUUUCUCAAAACGUCAAAAGUAAUGAAAGAAUUGCCACAGCACCGCUUUAAAUGGGACCCGAGGAGUUCACGCAAAACCGAUCUGCAAAUAUGGAGUGCACACUGUUUGCACUGGCAGACUGAAGUAGUGGCUAUCCAUUAUGGCAUUGGUGGAAGAACACUUUUUGGGCACUGGUUACAGGCUGUUUGUUGAUGACUUACACCAGCCCAAAUUUCUUCAGGGACCUACUCAGUAAAAAGACCUUUGCUUGUUGCCCUGUUUAGGCAAACAGGGAAGGGUACCCCAAAACAACUGGAAACAGAAUGUGAAGCGAUGCACCACACAGCAAAGUACAUUGUAUUUGGGACAACGAACAUCUGCUUAAGUGGAACGACAAGCAGACUGUGCAAAUGUGCUCCACCUUCAAUAAAUGUGGUGACACUGUGUUGAAGGUGAAUGGACAUGCCGGAUGUCAAACCAUUGAGGAUGUCCCCUUACCAGCUGUGAUGUGGGACUACAACAGGAACAAUUCAAUUAAUGGAUAUUACAAAGUUCUCCAUGAAGCAAGAGAUUGGUACCAGUUAAUUUUUUAUCACUUGUUGGACGUGAUGUCCAUAGGUAAUGCAUUUAUCUUGCAUGCACUGAUGGCCAAGGCAAAGAACAGGAAGGCUUCAUCUUGGACAGCAUUCCUGGAGACACUUGUUUUUGAGUUUACAGAAGGGGCUUCUCAAAACAUGGCUGGCUCGGUGCCAGUUCCCUCAGAUUCUCCUUCAUGUUUUCCACCCACCAGUGUACAAAACAAAGCAGAAGUGCUGGCUCUGCCAUCAGAAAAACCAAAUCACAUGAGAGAAAUGUGAUGUGCCAUUGUGCCUUCAGCGCAAGAGAAAUGUGGCAUGAUUUUAUUAGUAGUGACAGAUGGCUAAAAUGUAAUAAAGUGUUUUAUUUUUACCAGUACUAACUACUACGUGUUAUCACAGUUGCGCAAGUCUUCAAAUAUGUGUUAACACUGCGUAUAGUGUAACAGGUGUGGUUUGGGUUGUAUUUGUGUGUGUGUAAAGUACAUAUACAUUUGCACGUGUCCCUAUUGUGUCUAUACUGUAAAAUCUUGGCUUGAAUUUGUUAGUUUUUUGUUUUGUGGUACAUUGUCCAUUUGGAAUCUCAAAUGGCCUUUUAAAUAAGACUGCCUUACAUGAAAUCUGCAAUAACUCAUAUUUGAACCAAAAUAGCAGGCUGGCUGCUUUGACUCAAUCGUGUUUCUGGGCUCAUAGGUAUGGCGCACUGAAAGUGAAGAUGUAUUUGAUUGCAUAGGCAUAGGAUUGGUUAUUGAUAUCCACCAAGUAUUGGUCCCAUUGCAUAGAGGCACAAAGUCUAUUUCAUGAUCAUUCAUCUCUGUUCCUCUGUGGUGGAGCUUUCAACCUCCACAAGAUCUGCUGAAACUAUCUCAACAUUCAAGAACCAGCUGAAAAGACAUCUGUUCCGAGAGCUCUUAACCAAUCCACACUAAAUGUACUUAAUAUUUAAAUUAAUAUUCCGG